GCCCUAGAGCGCAGCGGGCCAAGGAGGUGGCGAACUGCUGCAGUUCCUGAGGAUCCGGCCGAGUGGCCCUGAGGCCGGUUUGCUACUGUCUGCUCCCCCGGGUCGCAGGCCACCAAGCGAAGGGGGCGGGUCCUCGCGUGCCAGACACGCCCCGGCCGGAUUUAUAAUUCGCCGGGCGCAGGCUCUCGGAGCUGCUGCUGCCGCGCUCUCGCUCGUCCGGGGGACUCCAGACAAGCUCCCAGCGCCUGUCUCGGGUAAACUCUAGGUGGAUCGCACGGUCGCCGAGCGCCGACUGGAAGCCACCCCUCAGCGCACUCACGCGCACCGGCACCCAAGCGCUCCCACCGCCUCUCGUGCGCGCUCGCCCAGCCAGGGCGCAGGCACCCAGCCAGGGCGCCCAGCAGCCUUCCUAUGGCUGACCUGAGCUUCAUCGAGGAUUCCGUCGCCUUCCCCGAGAAGGAGGAGGACGAGGAGGAAGAAGAGGAGGGCGUGGAGUGGGGCUACGAGGAAGGUGUUGAGUGGGGUUUGGUGUUUCCUGAUGCUAAUGGGGAGUACCAGUCUCCUAUCAACCUGAAUUCAAGAGAAGCCAGGUAUGACCCCUCACUGCUGGAUGUCCGCCUCUCUCCAAACUAUGUGGUCUGCCGAGACUGUGAGGUCACCAACGACGGACACACAAUUCAGGUUAUCCUGAAGUCAAAAUCAGUUCUGUCGGGAGGACCGUUGCCUCAGGGGCAUGAAUUUGAAUUGUAUGAAGUUAGAUUUCACUGGGGAAGAGAAAACCAGCGCGGUUCUGAGCACACGGUUAAUUUCAAAGCGUUUCCCAUGGAGCUCCAUCUGAUCCACUGGAACUCCACCCUGUUUGGGAGCAUUGACGAGGCCGUGGGGAAACCACAUGGCAUUGCCAUCAUCGCCUUGUUUGUCCAGAUAGGGAAGGAGCACGUAGGCCUGAAGGCUGUGACCGAGAUCCUUCAAGAUAUUCAGUAUAAGGGAAAAUCCAAAACAAUACCUUGCUUUAAUCCUAACACUUUACUACCAGAUCCUCUACUGCGGGAUUACUGGGUAUAUGAAGGCUCUCUUACUAUCCCACCUUGCAGUGAAGGUGUUACCUGGAUUUUAUUCCGAUAUCCUUUAACCAUAUCACAGCUACAGAUAGAAGAAUUUCGAAGGCUGCGGACUCAUGUUAAAGGUGCAGAACUUGUGGAAGGCUGUGAUGGGAUUUUGGGAGACAAUUUUCGACCCACUCAGCCACUUAGCGACAGAGUCAUUAGAGCUGCAUUUCAGUAGCCAGAGAGAAGAGGAAAAAGUCCAUCUUCAUCAGGGAGGAAGACAAUGGUUGUACAGUGCCAAUGGAUGAGAAAUGGAAACUUCUGAGCCCCAGCUUCUGUUAUCCUCAAAGCCUGCCUUGUUUGUCUUCAUCUAGUCCAGCUCUGAUGGACAUCUGGGACAGUUGCCUGUACACAUGCUAUAUUGAAGUAUUAGAAGAUAAAGAAAACCUCUAUUAUAUACCCAAUGUCACUGCUGCUAGUAUUCAUAUUUUUGCAUAUACUGUUUAUUGCUUAUGUGUAGAAGGAAUGAAGCUAGUUUUGAGUUGUUAUUAGUGUGAAUAUGUAUUAUGUAUUAGUAGUGAGACAGGAAAAAUACAUCCCCACCAUUAGUAGUCCUUCAUUUCCUGUCUUCAACAGAAAAAUUUUUCACUUGGACAAUAGUAUAAUUCUUAAUAAUAAAAUCAGAGAUUGCUUUUGAUCAAGAACAUAGAGCUGUAACUGCAAUGUGAAAGAUUAGUAAGAAUCAUGACUCAUGCUAUUUUUCAGCACCCUUACCAGAAUUAAUAUCAGGCUGCUGUGUCAUGAAAAACAUUUUGAGAGUAAAUGCAACAAUAUAAUAUGUUAUAUAUUAUUUAGUUAAAGGAUUUAAUUGAAUCCAUGUUUAUUUGACAGAUUUGAAGCUGUUGCUUCUAGGAAUCUGAAAAAAGUAUAAGAAAUAAAAUAGUAUAAAAAGAGGGUGGGUACAACAACCAGGAGAGCUUUAUUUUCCACAAAUAGAAAUAUGAAUUUAAUAGUAUGCUAUGUUAAUUUAGUGUACAGUUUUUAAGACUAAAAUAUUUUAUUCUAUGUAUUUCACUUCUGUAGUAUGUUAAGACAUUUCUUUUAAAUAUGACCAAUGAUACCCUUAUUUUAAGUUACAAGAAAGUUUAAGCACAUACUUAGUUGGAGUUGACAGAAAGAUAAUUUACGUGAGACAAUUUGCGUGCCCGACACAACGCAAGUACUUAAUAAAUGUUGUUUGUUGUUGUUA
Molecule: messenger RNA, 2295 nt
Organism: Oryctolagus cuniculus (rabbit)
Lineage: Eukaryota; Metazoa; Chordata; Mammalia; Lagomorpha; Leporidae
Gene: CA8
Product: carbonic anhydrase 8 (inactive)
Molecular function (GO): zinc ion binding; carbonate dehydratase activity
Source: RefSeq, a predicted model, not a curated record